AUGAAGCACCCCUGGCGCCCGAACGUGAGCGUCACACUCCAUGUCGAUGGGCAAGAUCUGAAGGAGUAUGAAAACGAGGAGGAAUCCGCCGAGGAAGUAGAUGGUUGCACAGAGGUCGUGAGAUAUGUGGAGAGUGUGGUGGACGCCAACUUCUCCGUGGAAAUGCAGGUUGCGGCCUCGCGGGUUCGGUGUGACUACGAGCUCACGGUCUAUCUCGAUGGGAAAUGGGUGGCUGGAUCCCUCUAUCAGGACUCGAAGACGGAGAACCCGGGGAAGAUGGGCAAUAACGCUACGCGAAAUUUGCCUUUGCCCCGCUCUACACCAGUGACGGAUGGCUCGGCCAAUGCAAGCCUCAUCCGCCAGUUGGCGAAUGUGGGCAAAGUUCAGGCAGUGCUGAGAAGGUGUCUGCAAUCUGGCCCCCAGUCGGCCACAGCGCAUCGCAACUUUGAGCCCGCCCUCGGAUCAAACGUCCCCGAAAAGGCACUGAAAGGGCGUGCUGUCUCCAGUCGCAUUACACUGAACAACCAUGUGCCAUGUGCCGCGCCCCUCUAUGUAAACGUAACGUAUCCAUGGGGUGAAGUGCCCGUGGGGGUCUACACGUUCAAGUAUCGUUCCCGCCGUGAUCUCCAGAUCGAAGGCCUCAUCCCACGAGACAUCCCGCUCAUGGAGCGCGACCCGAACACGCUCACCCUCGCCGAAGCUCGAGAGCGAAUUCGCCUCCAAGAAGCCCAGCUCCAAGAAGCCGUCAAAAUCAAGAAGGAGAAGCGAGCCCACUCCGUCAUGAUCGCAGAUGGGGACGACGAGAACGAUGACAACGAGACUAUGACAGCGGCAGAGCGCCGGGCUGGCAAGCGGAGCCGUCAUGGCCAUGGCUCCGGUGUCGAGGUUGUGGAUCUCACCGAAGACUGA
Messenger RNA from Neohortaea acidophila, 909 nucleotides. RefSeq lists its product as uncharacterized. The transcript is spliced from 5 exons. The record is from RefSeq and is a predicted model, not a curated record. Bases 1 to 909 code for a protein of 302 amino acids. NCBI's taxonomy places the organism in Eukaryota, Fungi, Ascomycota, Dothideomycetes, Mycosphaerellales, Teratosphaeriaceae.